Colletotrichum karsti is the source of this 927-nucleotide messenger RNA. RefSeq lists its product as uncharacterized. Gene Ontology annotation, molecular function: oxidoreductase activity. The record is from RefSeq and is a predicted model, not a curated record. Bases 1 to 927 code for a protein of 308 amino acids. Lineage: Eukaryota; Fungi; Ascomycota; Sordariomycetes; Glomerellales; Glomerellaceae. The transcript has 3 exons. Gene Ontology annotation, cellular component: cytosol.
AUGAGUCUUCCCAGCCUCACACAGUACCACAAGAAGCCUUAUCCAGCCAUCUCACCGUCCCGUCCCGAGUUGAACCAGUCGGGAAAGACCGUCUUGAUCACCGGUGGAAGCAGUGGUAUCGGCUUUGCCAUCGCCCGCAACUUCGUCGCGGCAGACGCAGAGCGCGUCAUUAUACUUGGGCGCCGCGAAGAGACUGUCAAAACUGUCGUUACCAAUCUCUCGACAGAAGCCACUCAGUCGAAAAAGUCCACCAAGAUAGAUGGACGAGUUGGUGAUGCCUUCGAUGUUUUGUACAUCGAAAAGCUUUGGAAGGACCUGCAGUCCAACAGCAUCUUUGUAGAUGUAUUGGUGCUCAAUGCUGCGGGGUUUGGGGCCAAAGAGACAAUUCUACAGGGCGGCAUCUCCAAGGUUUGGGCCGACUUUGAGGCGAACGUGAGAAGCCCGCUAGCCAUGACGGAUUAUUUCUACAAACAAUCGAUACAAGGGGCUGUCAGACAGAAAUUCCUCGUCAACAUCUCAACCGUUGCUGCUUACAUGUGGACUACAAUGGGUCCCGAUCGGCCAACGUACGGACUCACGAAGAAUUCCGGCACUCUUUUGCUACAACAAAUCGCCAAAGACACCAAACCGACGGACAUGCAGAUCGUUAGUAUACAUCCAGGGGGUGUACUUACGGAUUCUGCCCGGUCCGCAGGGUUCAACGAGGACAUGGGCAUCAAGUUCGAUGACGAAAACCUGCCCAGUCAGUUCUCGCUUUGGGCUGCCAGUCCCGAAGCUAGAUUUCUUCAUGGCCGCUUUGUGUGGGCCAACUGGGAUGUCGAGGAACUUAUGGCCGGUCUCGUGAGAAAACAGAUCGAGGAUGAUGAACACUUUUUGAAGGUGGGCAUCGAAGGUCUUUCGGAGAAAACGGGUGGAAUGAUUUUAUGA